CCUUUGACUUUCCUGGCACCAGGCUACACCAUCGCCAGCCCUGGACUCUGGACUCCACCCCUUUGGCUGUCCAGGCAAUAGUCAAUGCCAUUGUCAGCCCUGGGCUCCGCCCCCUUGCCUGUCUUGGCAACAGGCUAUGCCAUCAGUAGCCCUGGACUCUGGACUCCGCCCCCCUGACAACAGGCUACAACAUUCCCAACAUUGGGCUCCACCCCCUUGCCUGUCUAGGUAACAGGGCUACGCCAUUGCCAACCCUGGACUCUGGACUCCACCCCCUAGGCUGUCCUGGCAGCAGUCAACGCCUGUCUUGGUAACAGGCUACGCCAUUGCCAGCCCUGGGCUGGGCUCUAGACUCCACCCCUUUGGCUGUCCGAGCAACAGUCAAUGCCAUUAGUGGCUCUGGACUCCGCCCCAUAGACUUUCCUGGCAACAGGCUACAACAUUCCCAACAUUGGGCUCCGCCCCCUUACCUGUCUUGGUAACAGUCCACGCCAUUACUGGCUCUGGACUCCGCCCCCUUGACUGUCCUGGUAACAGGCUAUACCAUUCCCAACCCUGGGCUCCGCCCCCUUGACUGUCCUGGUAACAGGCUAUACCAUUCCCAACCCUGGGCUCCGCCCCCUUGCCUGUUUUUGUUAACAGUCUUGGCAACAGGCUAAGCCAUUACUGGCUCUGGACUCCACCCCUUUGGCUGUCUGGGCAACAAUCAAUGCCAUUAUCGGCUCUGGACUCCACCCCCUUGACUUUCCUGGCACCAGGCUACACCAUCGCCAGCCCUGGACUCUGGACUCUACCCCAUUGGCUGUCCUGGCAAUAGUCAUUGCCAUUGUCAGCCCUGGGCUCCGCCCCCUUGCCUGUCUUGGUUAUGCGGAAUUAUGGAGGUGGUCCAAAUAGGAGGAAUAACAAAUACUUAUAAGGUAACUAUUACCUUGUAUAGUGUGGGACUUAAGUGAUAUCUAUCUAUUUACCUAUCUAUUCAGUAAAGAGCUAACCUAUAAUUUACUACUAAUACUUGUACUUGACGAUCUUCUGUUUCCUCGCAUCACUAAAUAUUGUUUUUAUCAUAGGUUAAGAUAUAACUUUCUGAUCCCUGAGUGAAAAAUGAGUAAAUAACUCGAUAAUUACAAUUCAGUAAGAUACUAUUCGUAGAUUUGAAAUGGGUCAGUCUGCACAUUUACUCUUUAGUGCUUUAAGUAUAUUUUAAUGCUUAUAGUUUUAGAUUUUUACUGGUGUAAAGUUUUGGAUGCAGGACUUUUAAACGCCUCCUCGUCACCUCCCAUCAUCCUGACCCUACGUGUCGUGAUGAGUCAGUCUGAGCAGGGAGGAUCUCUAAUGCUAACCUCUCCCAUUGGUCGCUGCUGCCAGUGUAAACAUGUAGCCGCUCCAGCUGUCACACCGUAUUGCUAUUAAGCGCUGCUUCCUAAUCGUUAAUCAGUUCGUCAGUCCGAAUAACGAUGGCCGUGUUUCUGAAAAUACUGGGUUCGGAACCAGGGCGAUGUAGCGUCAGCUUGGUGACUAGCUAACACCGAGCAGCUAACGGUCGGGUCGUGUUUGUAUGAGGCUGGCCUUGCUAAUUACACGGCUAGCUUCCUGUUGGCAGUCACGCAGGGGUAUAUCGAGGUUGGCCGGACAAAAGGAUGGCAGGUAAUGUUUUCUAGCAAGGACACAUCAAGAAGUGGAGGACAAAAAUGAGGAAAUCAAGGAGUGCUAGUGCCUCACCUUCACCGGUUAAUGGGAAACACGGUAACGACUGGGACAGCAGACGGAAGAGGAAGAUUGCGGACAUCACACAGGCCCUGACCGUGAGUCCGGUGGAUGUAGCAGCUCUGAGGAGGAUGGCUAUCAGUGAGGGAGGACUGCUGACUGAUGAGAUACGAUGUCAAGUCUGGCCUCGGCUUCUCAACGUCCCCCUUCAAGUCCUGGAUCAGGAGCCAGAGAAGGUGGAGCGAGAGAAUAACAAGGACUACAACCAAGUCCUGCUGGAUGUGCAGCGCUCACUGAGGAGGUUCCCACCUGGUAUGCCAGACGAGCAGAGGGAGGGUCUUCAGGAAGAGCUGAUUGACAUCAUCCUCAGAGUCCUGAAACGUAACCCCCAGCUGCACUACUACCAAGGAUACCACGACAUUGUUGUCACCUUUCUGUUGGUCCUGGGAGAGCGUCUUGCAACUGCUCUUGUGGAAAAGCUCUCCACACAUCACCUCAGGGACUUCAUGGAUCCCACCAUGGACAACACAAAACAUAUUCUUAACUAUUUGAUGCCCAUCAUUGAGAGGGUCAACCCAGAGGUGCAUGACUUCAUGCAACAGGCUGAGGUGGGCACCGUCUUUGCUCUUAGUUGGCUGAUCACCUGGUUUGGCCACGUCCUGUCAGACUUCCGCCAUGUUGUCCGGUUGUAUGACUUCUUCUUGGCCUGCCAUCCACUGAUGCCCAUCUACUUUGCUGCUGUGAUCGUACUGUACAGAGAGGAGGAGGUGUUGGACUGUGAAUGUGACAUGGCCAUGGUUCAUCACCUGCUGUCUCAGAUUCCCCAGGAUCUGCCGUAUGAGACGCUCAUCAGCCGAGCAGGAGACCUCUUUGUCCAGUUUCCUCCGUCUGAACUGGCUAAAGAAGCUGUCUCACAUGAGAGCAUGGCAGCCUCUACCUUUAAGGACUUUGACCUUGCAUCCACUCAGCAGCGACCGGACUCUGUUCUCCGUCGCCGACGCAGACAGAAACAGGCUGCGCUGGAGAGCCCAGCAGCCGGCUCUGUAGUGGCAGUGGCUCGGCCCUCAGCGGCACGCCGGUUUGUUCGACUGGCUGUCAUGGGUCUGACGGUGGCGUUGGGGGCAGCAGCUCUGGCUGUGGUCAACACUGCUCUGGAGUGGGCCCCCAAACUGGACCUGUUCCCUUGAACUGCUCCUCUUUUACCCCUAUACUCCCACUUAUCUGUCCCUGACUGAACCUAGCUGGUGGGUCUGUUUAAGAAAUCAAACCACAAACCCUGCGGUCGAUAACACUGAAUGGAGUGUCUUCUCUAAACUAAACCAGUUAACGCUCCUGUCUUAUUUUCUCGGAUGUUACCAAACAUCCUACUCUGUGUAGGGCUUCUGAGGCCCCGGCUGAGAGUCCUGAUCCUCCUGAAGAGCACGCAGCAGUACAACCGCUACAGCUGCAAUGAAGAAUCCAUCCUGGUCUAAUGAAGAGACUGUAUUUCUAUUGAUGGUGUCAUUAUUAAAGUUUAUUUAUAUUUGGUAUUAGGAUAAUCUGAUAUUGAGUUAUGCUCACAGAGAUUUAUGCUGAAAGCUUGGUGGACUCACUACACUUGAAACUGCUGCCAAUUAAGAGAGCUGAGGUGAAUGUGUGUGUGUGUGUGUGUGUGUGUGUGUGUGUGUGUGUGUGGUCGCAACCAAUUUGUUAUCUAUUUGAUACCUGGACUGAGACCAAAUAGAGGAUUGGUAGAAUCCUCUCUUUGUAUAAUUUACUGUUUCUUAAUUUCUAGGUCUGUCACAGUCUGUACAGAGACAUGGUCAUGUCACACAGCCACUUUUUAAGGUCAUGAUGACGUUUUUACGUCAUUUUGGCCCUUUCAAGUUGUUUUUGAUCACAGAAGAAAAUGGAUUUUCCUCUUUUGGACAGGGUAUCUUUAAAACAUGUCAACAGUUGCCACCCUCAACUUCACAUUUUAAGUUUUGGAUCAUUGUUGGGGUCAAAAUAUUUCUGGUGUUAUCAAAGUAAACGUACCCUGUGUAAGCACGGCUUUCACAGUCCAGGAAGUAAAAAAUCAAGCAUAUUUAAAAGUUUACAAGAGCUUUCCAGUUACUUAAUUGUUUGGUUGCACAACCUUAAAGGGUGUCUGUGUCUCAUGGCCCCAAAUGAAUAGGACAUGUUUUCUGCUUCACUUUUCCUGGAGUAGAUGAUUAAGUCUCUCCUCAUAGCUCAGCAACACACUGACUCGCUCACUCACUCAAUGCCUGGUAACAGAAAAUAUGAGAGCUGCCAUAAAUAGCAAGUUAAAAAGUGGGUACCGUAGUCUUUGGGGUGGCACAGUGAGGACCCAGAGGACCCAGUCUGCUUCAGCACUUUGCUCACUCCUACUGUUAGAAAGCACCUGAGCCUUUUCAAGUAAUACAUGCCAUUUAGUGAACUGGAUCACUCAGAGUAGAACCAGCAGCAUUUCAGAGUGAGUCCAGGUCAUUCCAGUGUUCCAGUCAUUUUCAGUCAAUCACACAUUUUAAUUAGGGGCUAUCGUAUGAGUCAGUGUUACGGCACUCACCCAAAUAGUCUUCACAGAAAAGACUUAGCAAAUAGUUUAUCAGAGCACUUCACUGUUCAUCUGGAUGGUCUGAAAUCUGCUUUCAUCUAAACUGAGUUGUGGUCACCUUCAUUGGACAAAAACCAGUCAACUAAAACGUUCUGCUGAAGUAAUUCGAGUGACGUGUUGAGAGAAUUAGUUUUUGCUGCUGUACAUUAGGAGCUGAACACCUGGGCAUCCCAUUCCUUUAUUCCUGCUCCAUCGAUUCGUUGCCUUUGUAGUGAACCACUGACUCAGCUGGUGAGACAUCGACAGACUGAUGAAGGUGACCUGGGACGUCCAGGGAUGCUCUGAGGUGCCUGUGUAGCUGUUCAGCAGUAUUGUAAUGCAACAUGUAUCUGCACUCAGCGGUUUUCAUUUAUUUUCAUUGCACUAACUGAUUUUUUUCUGCCUUUUAUGUUCAUGUUUAUUUUGUUAUAAUAAAACUGUCAUACUAAUGUAAAGUUGUAUAAGAGAAUGCUAAUAAACUUGAGUGAAACUGAA
Lates calcarifer (barramundi perch) is the source of this 4774-nucleotide messenger RNA. RefSeq names its product TBC1 domain family, member 20 (gene tbc1d20). Gene Ontology annotation, molecular function: GTPase activator activity. Gene Ontology annotation, cellular component: endoplasmic reticulum membrane. The record is from RefSeq and is a predicted model, not a curated record. Gene Ontology annotation, biological process: positive regulation of GTPase activity; endoplasmic reticulum to Golgi vesicle-mediated transport. NCBI's taxonomy places the organism in Eukaryota, Metazoa, Chordata, Actinopteri, Centropomidae. The coding region runs from base 1689 to 2891 and encodes 400 amino acids. The transcript has 8 exons.